AUGUCAUUUAUCAAGAACUUUUUGACAGGUGGUGUUAAGACUUCCGAAGAUCCUACAGGGUUAACCCAAGGUAGUAACGGAAAUAAUGGGGACAACAACCAGGACAACAAGCCUAUUGUAGAAGGUAAGUUCUAUCCUAGAACUUUGUACAAGUUCAAUGGACACGAUGAUGAAAAGAUCUUCAUAGCUGUUAAGGGUAAAGUGUACGAUUGUACCCAAGGUAGACAAUUCUACGGGCCAAGUGGACCAUACUCGAACUUCGCAGGACACGAUGCUUCCAGGGGUCUUGCAACGAACUCCUUUGAUUUGGACACUUUAAAGCACUGGGAUGAGCCUAUGGACACUCUCCAAGAUCUUUCGGAACAAGAGCAAGCCGCAUUAGAUGGAUGGGUGUCUCACUUCGAGAAGAAGUAUCCUUGCAUAGGUACUUUGGUACCAGAACCAGGUGUCAACAACUGA
Messenger RNA from Kluyveromyces marxianus DMKU3-1042, 459 nucleotides. It is a transcript of the gene DAP1, whose product is annotated as Dap1p. Lineage: Eukaryota; Fungi; Ascomycota; Saccharomycetes; Saccharomycetales; Saccharomycetaceae. Gene Ontology annotation, cellular component: endomembrane system; membrane. The record is from RefSeq and is a predicted model, not a curated record. Bases 1 to 459 code for a protein of 152 amino acids. The transcript has a single exon.